UAAAUGCACACAGUUGUGUUGAACAAACCAAGCAGAAGCAGACAUAAAGAAAAAUCUCUAUUAUCAGUGGAACUAUGUCGCAUCGUAACCGAAAUAACCACACCAAGGGAAGCACGCAAAAUGCCAAUCCUUGGCACCGAAACAAUACGGCCGAGGCAAACAAUCCCGCCCGCCAGCAACGACCAACAAAGCCAUCCGGAGCCGGUCCAAAUGCAACCAAUGUAACGUCGGCAUCGAAGAAACCAUCAACGGCGGAUGGAAAUUUUCUCAAACAUUCGGAAGAAAAAUUCAACCAAGCUCACCGCAAGCACCUAGAAUCGGCCAAAAAGUACACCCAGCAGUACGAAUCUAGCGAGGAGGAGGACGAGGGGGACAAUAGCAAUCAGGAUAUCCUGGUAACUGUGCUUAAAAAUUACACCGGAUCCAGCGGUGACAUCGGUAAAACACAGGAAUACUUGCAAAAUUUGCUGGAAUCCCGUUCGGCGGUAUGUCUCAUUUGCAUCGGAACGGUUAAACGAGCGGACUCGAUUUGGUCCUGCAAAAGCUGCUAUACCUUCUUUCAUCUGCUGUGCAUCCAACGAUGGGCAAACGAUAGCAUCUCGCAGAAGCGCAUCAGCCACGAGCUGCAGGAAGGCUACUACAACAAUCGGGGCGAAUAUGUGCCAAAACCGGCACUUUCCGUACACUGGGACUGUCCGAAGUGUCGAAAGGAGUACGAACCGGUUGACAUCCCAAGACAUUACGAAUGUUUCUGCGGCCGCGAGCAAAGCCCACAGAACCAUCUUUGGUUGAUUCCUCAUUCGUGUGGUGAAACUUGUGGCAAAAAGCUAGUGCCCGAAUGCGGUCACCGUUGCGUUCUGCUUUGCCACCCGGGACCUUGCCCGCCGUGUCCGCAGACAAUCGCCAUAUCCUGCAAAUGUGGUCAGUCGGCGGCAAAAACGAUUCGGUGUUCGCAGCGCAGCUGGACGUGCUUGAGAACGUGUAAGCUUAAACGCAACUGCGGAAUUCACGAAUGUGGUGAUAUAUGUCAUUCAGCUAACGAGUGUCCUCCGUGCAAGAGUAGAAGCCGUCAGAAGUGUCUCUGUGGAAACAAAACCAAGGAAGUCAACUGUUCCGAGGCACGCUGGCAGUGCGGCAAAAUAUGUGGAAAGCAAUAUGAUUGUGGGUUACAUCGUUGUGAGAAAGUUUGCCAUGAUGACGAGUGUGGUGAAUGCCCACAGGGCAUGCCACGGACGUGUCCCUGCGGGAAAACUAGCUCGGUUGCAUCCUGUUCCGAGGACAUCGGAACAUGCGGUGAUACUUGUCAAAAGUUUUUGGAUUGUCAAAUGCACCGGUGUAUCGAGCGUUGCCACCCGGGAGAAUGUGGCCAAUGCGUAGAAUUUACUAGAAAAUCCUGCCGGUGCGGAAACACCACUAAGGAAGUUGCCUGUCACAAGCAACUCAACUGUGAAACGAAAUGCAAAAAUACCAAAAGCUGCGGUAAGCAUCCUUGUAAUCGAAAAUGUUGCGAUGGAGACUGUCCACCAUGUGAUAAGCUUUGCGGUAAAACAUUACCUUGUGGAAAACACAAAUGCAGCUCUCUAUGUCACCAUGGCCCCUGCUAUCCGUGCAACCAAAAGGCAACCAUUAAAUGUCGAUGUGGUGGAACUACUUUGGAAGUUCCCUGUGGUCGUGAGAAAAAAACGGGUUCGGUCAAAUGCCGCCUACCGUGUCGUAUACACUCGAAGUGUCAUCAUUCUAAUCCGCACAAUUGUCACCAAGGGGACUGUCCGCUGUGUCAGCAGAUUUGCGGACUGCUAAACGACACGACUAACUGUGAGCACUCUUGUGCGGCUAAAUGUCACGAUGCAGUUCGAGUAGUAACGAAGGAUAAAAAUUUCAAGCCCGUAGGCCCGUGGGAUGUUCCAAUGGAAAUUGUUGAAAUCAAGAAGCUGCCCCAUCCACCAUGUGAAGAAAAAAUAUCGGUCACUUGUAUCGGCGGACAUGAAGCUUCCCUGUGGCCUUGUUACAAUUCGAAACCAACUUCUUGUGGACGACCUUGUGGUCGGGCACUGCGCUGUGGUGUUCAUACGUGUCAGUUACAGUGUCACACAGUAAAACGAAUUGACUCCACCGAGCAGGAUCCAAAGUGUCAGCCGUGUGAAGCCGGUUGUCAGAUACCACGACCGGCCGGUUGUGUUCAUCCCUGCAAGAGACCAUGUCACCCAGCACCUUGCAAUCCCUGCCAAGCUCCGACCAAAACUAGUUGCCACUGCGGGUUGACGCAAAUAUUCUACAAAUGUCACGAGUUUUAUGCUCCGGAUAAAACUGAGGAAGAGCUAAAUCUGUUCCGACAGAGCAUACUCAGUUGUGGACAAAAGUGUAUGAAAAACUUCCCCUGUGGUCACCGCUGCAACUCAACCUGUCACUCGGGCGAGUGCCCCAAUCCAGAACAAUGCAGCAAAAAGGUGAAAAUAACCUGCGACUGCCGGAACCGAAAAGUGGAAGUCAAUUGUAACACCGCUCGCAACAAGAGUAAAACCUUGGACUGCGACGAUAGUUGUGCCCUGAUAAAAGAAACCAAAAAGCAAGAACUAUCCGAGCUGGAGCUCCGCCGUAAGCAGCAGGAGGAGGCGGAAAAUCAGCGCGCUUUAGAGGAGUACGAAAGAAAGUUUGGUCGCAAAAAGUAUCGCGAGCGGAAGCGAGUUCAGGUGGAAGAAUCUAAAGACAGUAAUAUACUGCUAUACGUACUGUUAGCCGUUGGUUGUAUCAUCGUCGCUAUUGUGGCUUACUUUAUUCUAGCUAGUAAUAAGUAAUUGAAUCCGAUUUCAUCUGAGGUAGGUAAGUACUAUCAUUUCAUUUGUUUAGUUAGUUUAGUUUCUUUUUCUCUUCUCUCGUACUACGAUCUCGUUUUUCUUUGCGAACAAGAUCAUACACAUCAAAACGAACGUCAUAAUCUAUAUGUAUGGUACGAAAAACCAUCAGCGCAAUAAACGAAAUUAGCAACAUU
This is a messenger RNA of Sabethes cyaneus, 2989 nucleotides long. Its product is annotated as NF-X1-type zinc finger protein NFXL1. The transcript has 4 exons. The record is from RefSeq and is a predicted model, not a curated record. Lineage: Eukaryota; Metazoa; Arthropoda; Insecta; Diptera; Culicidae. Gene Ontology annotation, molecular function: DNA-binding transcription factor activity, RNA polymerase II-specific; RNA polymerase II transcription regulatory region sequence-specific DNA binding; zinc ion binding. Bases 75 to 2795 code for a protein of 906 amino acids. Gene Ontology annotation, cellular component: nucleus. Gene Ontology annotation, biological process: regulation of DNA-templated transcription.